AUGGCUCCUGACACGCGUGCUGACCGCGAGACGCGUCACAACGCGACCGAGCCUGCCACAUCCGCAGGUUCUCACGACACCGUCGGCCGCACCACAACUUCCUUUGGUCCUCCCAAGGAGGUCACCGUCGCCUCCGUCUGGUCUGACAUCUCCCGCAUGUCCUACAUCUCACCUGCUAAUGUCGGGUUUGACCCCACUGCCGCGGUCGCGCCUUACGAGCGCCCCAUGGCACCCACCCCAGGUCCAGGUUUCUCCUUCCCCUGGCCCAGAGUCCUGCUCUCCGACCUCCUGCCCUCAGAUCCGCCUUCCAGCUGCGACUUCGGCACACCAAAGAACUUCGCUCACACCCCAGUCUUCGGUCCAUCGCCGCCAUUCGUGCCAAAGACACGUGGCCGCGCAGCCUUUCAGGCGCGUUGCGAGACCGCCUCGCCUUCCAGCGACACCUGGAGCCGCUUCCUCAGGGACUUUACCACCCCUGAUCUCUGCGAGCAAAGUGCACCCGAGGAAGAUGCACCGCCUAUGGCACCUACCACUAACUCGCCUAUCACACACGAGCCCACCACCAUUGAGCAGGCCUAUGCCAGUGAGCCCGCCACCACUGAGCAAGUCCACAUCAGCGGGACCGCCACCACUGAGCAGGCUUACGCCAGCGACCCCGCCACCACUGAGCAAGUCCACAUCAGCGGGUCCGCCACCACUGAGCAGGCUUACGCCAGCGACCCCGCCACCACCGAGCAGGCUCACGCCAGCGACCCUGCCAUCAUUGAGCAGGCGCACGUCGACGCCUUUACCAAUUGGUCGCUUUACGCCGUCCCCGGUAACCUUUUGGCCGACUUCGUCUCUGGCAUUCUGAAGUUCAGCCAGCUCGACAAGGACGGAAACCCAGUCUUCGUGAAGGACAAUGAUACCGACACUUCAUCCCACCAGCAGUCAUCCAACAGCCACAAGGAUGUCAAUGCUGUUCAUAUUCCCCAGGAGGAAACCCGAAUUUUCGUCUCCAUGGACCAGCUCCGCAAGGAAAUCGCCGAGCUGCAGGAGCACGACGAGGCCAUGGAGCGUGAGGCGGACAAGGCACACCAGGAGAAAGCUAGGCUCGAACUCCAGCUGCAGGAAGUCCGAGGCACCUGCCGCAAGGCCUCGUCGGACAGUGCUAUUGGCUCUGAUUCCGACGAUGAUAUUCGCAGGCGCACCCAGGCAGAGAAGCUCAAGCGCAUGCAGAAGCGACUCGACGAGGCUAACACUCUCGCCAACUCGCAACACGUCCACAUCGACGCCCUCACAGCCGAGCGUGAUGAGCUAAUUAAGGAAUGCCAUCUCGCACACGAGCACAAGAAGGUUCUGAGCGAGCAGAACCAGGAUCUGAUCCAGCAGAUCCAGGCUGUCAGCAAGGAGAACCAAGACAUGAAGUCCCAGAUCCAGGAGGCGGGUCACUACUUCAUCAGUAUUGAGAAUGAGGUCAAGCAACUCAAGAGCGAGAAUGGCCGUCUGCGCCAGCAAGUUGGCCAGCUUUAUCAGCAGAACGACUCCCUGCGCAAGACGCGCAAGUCUCAUUCGGAUCAAAUUAAGAAUUUGCAAACCGAGCUUGAGGCCACCCGUGGCCAACUUGGAGAUACGAUCAAGGACAACCAGCUCCUUCACGACGACAACACACAGGUCCAGGCUCAAUCGGAGAUGAUAGAGAACCUGAAGGCCGAGCUUGAGGAAACUCGUGGUCAGCUCGGCGAGGCCACCAAAGACAUUAAGAUCCUUGUGCGCAAGAACAAAGAGGUCAAGGCUCAAUCAGAGAUGAUAGAGAACCUGGAGGCCGAGCUUGAGGAAACUCGUGGUCAGCUUGGCGAGGCCACCAAAGACAUUAAGAUUCUUGUGCGCAAGAACAAAGAGAUCAAGGCUCAAUCGGAGCACGUGGACAACCUGACGACCAAGCUUGAGGUCACCUAUGGUCAGCUUGACGAAGCUAGCAAGGACAUCGAGGCCCUUGAGCGUGCAAACGAAGAGAUCAAGGCCCAGCGCGAUAAGAUCGAGGGCUCUUACGAAUCUCUGCAGCACGAAUACACCGUCAUUCAUCGCAAGCUGCGCGACAAUGAGUCAACGGUCGGUUCGGUCUCCAGCACGGGCAGCCGGGGUCCCACCCGUCGACCUCGUCCGAUCCAGAUCAUUCGCACUGCGGCACCUACUGCGGCACCCACCACACGCGUUGCACCCACCACACGCGCUGCACCCACCACACGCGCUGCACCCACCACACGCGCUGCACCCACCACACGCGCUGCACCCACCACACGCGCUGCACCCACCGCACGCGCUGCACCCGCCGCACCCACCACACGUGCCUCCAGUGUCGCGUCCAGUCAGGGCUCCGACAAUGAGGAUAACACGAUUCGGCCAGCAUACGAUCUAUUUGAAAACAUGCGCGUCUUGAUCUCGACCAGCGAGAGCGAGUUGGCGGAACUGCAGGCUAGCCGCACAGCCGUAACCGAAGAGUGCAAUGGAAUGCACAAAGGCUACGACCGCCACAUCUGGGAGAAACUUGAGAAGAGGAGGACCGCAUUGGACAAGGCGAUCUGUGCCAAGAACGACAUCAUUUAUCACCAAAUGCGGGUCACGCGGCUUCUUGCGGUCGCCCUAGGCGUCGCUCUGCACGCGGUCGCACGUAAUUUUGAGAUUGACAUGCAUGCUAUUCCCCUUGCAGGUGUCUUCGGCGUGCUUGAGCUGGUCUACUUUUACAUCACCAUCAAAAUCCCGGGUGCUACAGUGUACGAUGCCAUCUUCACGGUAUAUACGCAGACGGCUUGCUUAACGAUAGGCUUUCUAGCCUCGAUGCUUUUGUAUCGAGGCCUCUUCCAUCGGCUGAGGAGGUUCCCUGGCCCGGCGGCUGCUAGGCUCACCAAGUUCUAUGCGGUCUGGAAGUCUUCCCUGGCGAGGCAAUAUCACCUGGAGCUAGGAGCCAUGCAGGCAAAAUACGGUGACGUGGUUCGGACGGGGCCCAGGGAGCUCACCAUCUUCCGCGGUGAAGCUAUCGCGCCGCUCGCAGCUUGCCGCAAGUCAACCUUGUACCAGAUUGAGGAUUGGGACAACGACCGCCUCGGACUCAUAGAGACGCGAGACAUCGAAGACCAUCGGCGGCGCCGACGGCCCUGGGACACGGCACUGAGCACCAAAUCGCUUGCCAAGUACGAUGAAGCCAUGCAGAGGACCGUUGGGCACUGUCUGGAUGGACUUGCUUCACCAGAGACGGAAGACGAUGCCAUUGACAUGACAAGAUGGGUCUCACUGUUCGCGUGGGAUGUAAUGGGAAAUGUUGGCUUUGGGAAGGACUUUGGCCAAGUGUCGAGCGGUGGGUCGGAACACUGGGCUGUGAAGGCGAUGAAAGUGCAGGCGAAGUUUGUGGCUUAUGUCAAACCGGUCCCAUGGGUCAUGAAUGCGGCGUCCAACAUACCUUACGCAGACGGAGCAGUAAGGCCGUUCCGGGACUACUGCAGCAGUCUGGUGGAUGAGAGGAUCAGCACCGAGCCGGAUGACAAGGAGAUGCCGUCCAACAUUGUGUCUUGGAUACUCCGCGAGUACAGGAAGAAGACGCCGCAUGCACCCAAGACAAGGAAUGCGCUGAAUUCAGACGCCCGAACCAUUGCUACGGCUGGCGCUUGCUUCAGCGACACCACUUCGAACACGCUCACCAGCGCGCUGUUCUACCUGGCCCGCAACCCGAGCUUCUACACACGCCUACAGUCCGAGGUGUCCCAGGUCUUUCCAGACGGUCCGGAGACAUUCAGCUACCAUGUGCUGUCCAAGAACCUCUCUGCUAUCCCAAUGCUCGAUGCGAUCAUCAACGAGACACUGCGCCUCAGACCAGCCGUGCCCUCGGGAAACCCUCGGGUCACACCUCCGGAGGGGCUGACCAUCCCUCUUGUUGACAAGAAUGGCAAGACCGAGGACCUCUUCAUACCCGGAGACGUUGAUGUCUACGUGCCGCCAUAUUGGGUACACCGCGACCCACACUAUUUCCCUGAUCCCGAGGCUUUCCUCCCCGACCGCUGGCUUGGUGUGACGGCCGACAAACUGGCGACCGAGGGGUCUGGCACUCGAGGCACAACGGAGCAGGGCAAGAGCUACACGAUUGGGCCCGGGGAGAUGGAAAUGUUCUUCCCGUUUCAGGUGGGGCAGUUUGCCUGCCCGGGGAAAAACCUGGCCAUGUGGGAGAUGAGGAGCUUCCUCACGAGGCUGGCCCUGAGGUUCGACUUCGACUUCGCUGGACCGAGUGCGAAGGAUGCGGGCGCAGCGUUUGAACACGGAAUGAGGGACACCUUCACCUCCCGCACGCAAGCAAGGCAAGGCAGGGAAGCAAUCAUGGCCGACGUGGAGAUGGAUGUCGACGAGCCCGGCUCGCCCCAGCCCGCCCAGGCAAAGGUCGACGACAUGGUGACGCACUCCAAGGCCACCGCCGUGCGCUCCAUAGAGGGCUGGAUCAUCGUCGUGACAAACCUGCACGAGGAGGUGGACGAGGAGACAAUCCACGACACCUUUGGCGAGUACGGCGAGAUCAAGAACCUGCACCUCAACCUCGACCGCCGGAGCGGCUACGUCAAGGGCUACGCGCUGAUCGAAUACCCCACGCUCGCCGAGGCCCGCGCCGCCAUCGACGGCGCCCACCAGACCAAGCUGCUCGACCAGACCAUCCAGGUCGACUUCGCCUUCGUGCGGCCCCCUCCCAACGCCGGCGGCAAGAACAACCGCGGCGGCGCGGGCGGGCGCGUCGGAGGAGGCGGAGGCGGGGGAGGGCGGCGCAACCGCAGCCGGAGUAGGAGCCCCGGGGCAGGACGGGACCGGGACCGCGACGCGAGGGACGACAAGGACGACAUCUAG
Diaporthe citri is the source of this 4860-nucleotide messenger RNA. RefSeq lists its product as uncharacterized. Lineage: Eukaryota; Fungi; Ascomycota; Sordariomycetes; Diaporthales; Diaporthaceae. Gene Ontology annotation, molecular function: monooxygenase activity; iron ion binding; heme binding. The transcript is spliced from 7 exons. The record is from RefSeq and is a predicted model, not a curated record. Bases 1 to 4860 code for a protein of 1619 amino acids.